Molecule: messenger RNA, 4410 nt
Organism: Limulus polyphemus (Atlantic horseshoe crab)
Lineage: Eukaryota; Metazoa; Arthropoda; Merostomata; Xiphosura; Limulidae
Product: actin-related protein 2/3 complex subunit 1A-like
Exons: 12
Coding region: 242-1360 (372 amino acids)
Biological process (GO): Arp2/3 complex-mediated actin nucleation
Cellular component (GO): Arp2/3 protein complex; actin cytoskeleton
Molecular function (GO): actin filament binding
Source: RefSeq, a predicted model, not a curated record
CGAUGUCGGCUUAAGCCUAACCUAACGAAAUUCUCGAGCGAUGUAAUUGUUAGUCUAAAUUAGUACUACAAAUAUCAAUACCAAUUAUAUUAUGAGAUAAGAGUGAGCUUAUUUCUGAUUCCGGUAAUACUACUAAGACUCGGAUACUUUGGCAUUUCAGGCACACAUCAUAAAUUUAGAAGGAUUUAGUCCUGAAUCCUGAAGUGUGUACAAAAGUUGGUGUCAUCAGUUGUUAGUCCUGAUGACGGAAAUACAUAGUUUUGGCGUAGAGCCUAUAAUGUGUCAUGCCUGGAACAAGGAUAGAACUCAACUUGCCCUGUCACCUAACAAUAAUGAAGUACAUAUCUUCAGAAGAGAAGGAGAUAAGUGGGUACAAACAGAUGUGUUAUCACAGCAUGAUCUUCGAGUAACCAGCAUUGACUGGGCACCAAAUACAAACCGUAUUGUCACAUGUUCAGCUGACAGAAAUGCUUAUGUUUGGACACAAGUUGAUGGGAAAUGGAAACCAAUGCUAGUACUUCUGAGAAUCAACAGAGCGGCCACUUGUGUACGGUGGUCACCACAAGAGAACAAGUUUGCAGUAGGUAGUGGUGCUCGGUUGAUAUCUGUUUGUUAUUUUGAAGAAGAAAAUGAUUGGUGGGUCAGCAAACACAUUAAAAAGCCUAUUAGGUCAACAGUUACAAGCAUUGAUUGGCAUCCUAAUAAUAUUCUGUUGGCUUGUGGAUCAACAGAUUUUAAAGCUAGAAUUUUUUCUGCCUACAUCAAAGAUGUAGAAAAGAAACCAGAACCAACACCUUGGGGUGCUAAAAUGCCACUUGGAAAUAUGAUGGCAGAAUUUUCGAGUGGAACAAGUGGCUGGGUUCAUAGUGUCAGUUUUUCAGCAGACGGAAACAGACUAGCUUGGGUAGGCCAUGAUAGCAGUAUCUCCGUGGUUGAUGCUACGAGAGCAAUGUUGCUUUCUACAAUAAAGACACAGUUCCUUCCUUAUCUAACCUGUUCGUGGGCUUCACCAACUACUAUUAUAGCUGCUGGCUACGACUGUUGUCCUAUGUUAUUUCGAUGUGAUGAUCAAGGUCAAUUGACAUUUGUUGACAAGUUAGACAAGUCUCAAAAGAAAGAGAUGGAUGGAUUUAGUGCCAUGAGAAAAUUCCGGAAUAUGGAUAUGCGUGCUAUGAAGGAUAAUAAUGUUGGAGACACUCUCUUGGACAGUGUCCAUCAAAAUGCUGUAACACACAUGACUGUUUAUGCCGGGACCAAGAUAGGGAUUACAAAAUUCUGCACUACUGGUAUGGAUGGUAAAAUGGUCAUUUGGGAUGUAAAGUCAUUAGAAGCAGCGUUAUCUGACUUAAGGAUUGUGUGAAACAAAAAGGUGGUCCUUAUGCAGGGUGAAGACAUUUCUCCAAACCCGAUCAUCGGCACUUCUGCUCGCCCUUCCUUUGGUGCUGCCUCUUGGAAGUUGCUGCAGGUUUCUUGUAUAUUCAAAAACUUAAAUUUAUGCUGAUUUGAUACAGAGACAAAAAAUUUAGAUGUAAAUGUUUAAAUCAUUAAAGAUUGUUCAUAAAUCAAGUGAAAAGGAUAGAAAUGAAAGUUGGCUUUAAAUUUAAAAAAAAAUUAUAAUUACGAAUUCUUAAACUGCACAGAAUUCAAAGAGGAUAUCUGUGUUUGGAUUUGUAUUUAGUGUAGUAAAUUGUAAGAAAUAUAUUGUACCAUUGUCAAAACCAAUUAGUUGGACAGGCUUCCAUUUUUUCACUUGUUCCUUCUGGUUCAAAAUUUACAUGUAUUUAUGGCUAUUCAAUGAACUCAUGUUGGUUAAUUCAUUCACUUGUGCCUUUGCAAUGGUUUAGCCCAAGUUUUUUUGUGUCUCGUAAAAUGGAGCAUUCCCUAAGUGCCAACUACAAGUUUCUUUUUUUUUGAAUGGAUGUAGGGAUUUGAAAUUUGUGGAAAAGGUGAUGGCAUCAUAUAUAUAUUUACAUUUAUUUAUAGCACGAGUAAUGGUUUUGUCUCCCUUUGUCCUACACAUUAUUUACAUUCUCACUAUCUGGAAACUACAAUGUAAAAGUAUACAAUCAAGUGGGAAACCAACUAUGGACAGAUAAAAUAUGAGCUAUUAGGAUUAAUAUAAAUAAUUGUUUUAGUUCCAGCCCCCCAACAUUGUUCCAUCUUUUAAAAUAAGGGCUGAACUUGAGUGAAAUAUCUCUUGUGGAUAUUUUUCAAACAUUUGUUUUCCACUUCCUAUCUAACAAUUAAGGAUAACUUGUAACUGGGAAUUUUCAUAUGUCUCAGCUACAGGUAAGUACUGAAUUUCACGUUUAAAAUGAAGAGCAAGAAAUUUUAUUACUGUUUACAGGCUGUUAUGGCUACUACAAGCUCUUUGAGCAAUUAUACAGGUUUGCUUUAAGUAUAAUUUAUACUAUCCUUGAUCAAAUAGUGAAGAAAACCACGAUAGUGCUAAGUUCAUUAUUUUGGUUUUGUUUAAAGUAAUGGUGCUUGAAAGUAAAUAAUAAUGAUAUGAACGCUCUGAAAACUCAAAAUGCAGUUAAACCAACUACUUGUAAGUUUCAUUUGACGGUAAAUUAUUCCCAGUUAGAAAACUUUUCAUUAGGAUAUCCGACAACACCUAAAUUACAAAACAAAAUUUUCUAGUUUUUCCUUUUAACUGUUGUAUCAGUAUAAUACAAGCUCUGUAACACAAGCCAGCACCGUACAAUUACAGAAGUAAAUUCAUUUCAACAGAUAUCUUCUAGUUGAGAGUUAAGUAGCAGAUGAUUAACAGAACAGUUGUUUACUUAGCCAUACUACUUAAUGCUGCUUGAUUUGUAUAAAUAUUGGAACUAGUUAUUUUCUUAAUCUCCUAGCUAUGAGUCAACUUUAACAAAGCAAAAUAUUACCCAUUUUCCAUCAGCACUUGUUACUAUGGGUGCAAGAUAAUGAAAAAUAGGAGCUGCAAAAGAAUAGUUACUUUUUUUUCAAUGUAGACUUUUCAAUUUGAUAUAUACAUGAUAUCUGAUGAAAAGGAAAUGACCCUGAAGAGGCAGUGUUAAAGAAUGCUCCAUUUUACAGACAGUUAUGCAAUUGUCAGUGCUCACCCUAGCUGUUUCAUUGUGAGGUUUACAAUUUAUUGUUAGCAACAUCUUUAAUAUGCUUAGUGAAAUAGUAAUUUACUUGAAAGCCAAGUUCACUACUAAUGCAGAAAAAUGGGGAAAAAAGAAUCAUAAAGUAGAAACUUUUGAGAUAUCAAAGCAUAUUAAGAUUCAAAUGAAGAAACAUGAUUGAAAGUUGCGUUUUUAUGUUUAUAGGAGUUAAGAUAGUGUAAUUUUUCUGUCAGUUUAAAGUAAUAGAAAUUUUUAUUAACACAUGAUCAUCUUCAUAUCAUGGUAAUAGUAAAAUAGGUAUCAAUUAUGCAGUGAAAAAUCAAUAAUUCACUUUCUGUUACCUCAGUUUUACCACUGCUCUUUACAAUUGAAUAUUUAGCUGUGAAGUACAGAUAUACAGAAUAACAAUGGACUAAUGAAUAAAAUUCAUUUCAAUGGCUUACUUUAUGGGAGUGUGUUUUAAAUCACUCUUGUUAGUUGUUCCAAACAAUAGCUGUGAUAGACUUUUCAAAGAAUACUAAUUAUUCAAUGUGAAGGUUAUAAUCGUAUGUCGUGAUAUCAUAGUAAUUAAUAAGGAACAAGAAAAGUGUAUUUCAUCCACAGCAGUUCUUCAACCCUGUUUCUUAAACUUUUUACUUGUACUACUAACAAGACUGAGCAACAUUAUUGACUGUUACAUCUACUUGAUAUUUGGUACCAACUGUAGUAAAGCUAUGAGAAAGAAAUUGUUUAACUUGGUUUACUACAUACUUUAACAGCUUAACAUGGUGGAAAACCAAGUUUUAGUGUGUUUUGAAUGCCUGUUAUGCAGCUACAAGAGAAAAAAAAAAGUGUGGUUUGUUAUAUCACCCUUAAGACACUAUUUAAUUUGAAAUUUUGUUAAGAUGAGGGCUAUCUGUAAGCCUGUCAACCUGUUAUAAUUGUUGUAUGAAUUAUUAGGAUUAAUUUUAGGGAAUAAUUAAAUUGUUACAGUUAGUUGUUCAAAAUUUUAAUUCAGUGUCAGACGUCCUAUUUUACAGCAGUACAUGAAAAAAUUAACUGAAAUGAUUUGUCUUCAUGAUGGUCAUUAACUAUUACUUAGAUUCACAUAGUGUAAACAGCAUGUUCUUAAGAUCUCUAUCUUUUACUAUAUCUUGAUUCUUGUUCAUUAAUUAAAGUAGUAAAUUUACAAAUAAAAAGAAAAACCGACAAAGGAAUGGCUUUAGAAAAUAGAGAACUUGCAUUAUUUCAUUAAAAUUGUUAAUAAUGUAAAUUCUUUCUAAAACACAAGGGCUUUAGGUAACAAACUUGCAAAUCAAAUAAAUUUUGAUUAACUCUA